This is a messenger RNA of Ixodes scapularis (black-legged tick), 570 nucleotides long. RefSeq lists its product as uncharacterized. NCBI's taxonomy places the organism in Eukaryota, Metazoa, Arthropoda, Arachnida, Ixodida, Ixodidae. The record is from RefSeq and is a predicted model, not a curated record. Bases 1 to 570 code for a protein of 189 amino acids. The transcript has a single exon.
AUGAUUACAGAAAACAAAAAUAAGCAAGCUAACGUUGAGGUCACAGUUACUUCGCUAGAAAAGACCAUUGAAUUGCAGCAACAAAGGCUAAGUAACCUUGAGGAUAGGGAGAGGCGAAAUAAUAUGAUUGUGUUCGGCAUUCCAGAAGCGAACAAUGAGACAGCUGCAGAUUUGGAACAGAAAGUGAUAAGAGAUAUCUUCUUCGGACAACUUGGUGUAACUGUGACGUCUGUUGAAAGAAUCCAUCGUUUGGGCCCGAAACGACAAGAUAAAAACAGACCCGUCAUCCUCAGAGUAUAUAAUUACAACGAGAAGCAGCUGGUGUUCAAGAACUGCAGGAAACUAAAAAAUACCCCCGUGAGCGUGUCCGAUGACUAUUCAAAGGAGACAGUGGAAAAGCGACGGCAACUUUGGAACUCGGGACGACAAGAGAAACGGAACGGAGAUAAAGUGCGACUUGUGUAUGACAAGCUUUUCGUAAAUGACGUAGCCUACGUCUGGGAUUCUGUAACGAACACGCGCGUUCAACAGAGUGCACAGGUCAUGCCAAUGGCCUCUCAACAAAAUUGA